GACAACGGUUCUGUGCACAGGUGACAUCGUCGGACAGGUGUACAAGCGGCAAUAUCAAAGCUGGUCUCUUUAGGUCAACCAACGACAUGGAAACCCAAACUCGCUUGUUGAGAUGCUCUGCUUUAAACAUUAUUACGCUAUGUAUGGUAAUAUUACUGACAUUCUCGCGGUCUGGUGCAAAGUUAGUGGAUCUGGACAUAUAUAAAGACAUGGUGGUCGACAUGCACAACUCCUUCCGGCGCAAAAUUCCAGCAUCCAAUAUGAAGGAAAUGAGUUGGGAUACCAAGCUGGCAGACAAGGCCGGUUACUGGUCCAAAUGGUGUUCGUACGAAAGACAUAAUCACAAGCAUCAUUCCAAGUACGGAGAGAACUUGUUUAUAGGCCUUAGUAACGAUGCUCAGAGGACGCUGUUUGAUGCCAUUCAGACGUGGUAUGACGAGGGAGAGCUGUACAACUACCGGCCAUUUGAGAAGCGCUGUGACGAUACCUGCCAGUACACACAGCUUGUGUGGGCAAACACGGAUAGUGUUGGUUGUGCCAUCAACAAAUGUGGGCGACUCUUCAACGGCUAUCAAACACUAAAAGGCGUCAGCCUUCUUGUUUGUUUCUAUGCUCCCAGAGGGAAUCUGGUAGGAGAGUUCCCGUACCAAACCGGUAUUGCAUGCGAUGAGUGUCCCAGAGGAACGAGCUGUAGAGACAGUCUCUGUGGAGUCGGUUGGUACGGCGAGCCUGACUUACGACCUGUUGACUCCCCGGGUGGUCCCAAUGGUGAGGAUGAUGGAGACUUGGUUGAGGAGGAAUUCUUACCUCAGGAUCCAAACUGGACAGAGAAUCCCGCCUACAUGUAUGCCGAGGGUCGACCAGUAGCUUACUCCCCUGCCGCCGAUCGCCAGAGAGGGUACCCGAAUGAUCUGAGGUACAGGCGAGCACGGGAUCCACGCCAACUGCAGCGCGAAUACGAGUUGAGGAGGAGACGUAAAGACCUCGAGCGCCGUAGACGGGAGGAGCAUGCACGGCGUGUCCAGGCCGAGCGGCACUCCCGCCGCCAGCAACGCGAUCCCAGGCGCACUCAGCCAGAACAUGAUCCCCGACGUGCUCACCUCGCUCACCUUGCCGCCCAGCGAGCUCAGCGGAGAGUGCCCAAUGAUUACUACACGGAUCGAGAGUACAGCUACAGGGAUGAGUAUAACAGAGUGUGCUCGUGUCAGUGCCGCCGCAGCUCGUCCUCUCCUUACCCCAACCCCAGGCCACAGACAAACCCCUCUUACCAGUGGCUCCAUUCAGGUGACACGACCCAAACGGAAAAGUACGAGCUGAUAUCUGUUCAUAACCUUAUGCGGGACGAACGGAAUCUGCCCCGAAUUCACUGGAAUGCCGAACUGGAGAAGUGGAGCAACUACAUCAUCCGGUGUGGGGAGGAAUACCCUGGGCCACAGAACACCAACACCAACUUCGGAAAAAUGACACUGGAGGAAGACGUGUACGCCUUUGUGCAUGCGUGGGGGAGUGAGGGUCGGAAUUUGUCCCGGCGGGAGAGGCACUGUCGAGGGGCGCAAAAUGACUACAACUGCAACAGAUACAACAUUUUGAUGAAAGCAGAAGUACGAGACUUUGCCUGCGCGACGACGAGAUGUCGAACCCAUCGUCAAAUCGUGUGCCUGUAUCGAUGAGCGAAAGGACAAAAAAUCUGAAGAGUUACCUCCCCUAGGUUUCUGAGAGUACGUUAAAGGCCAAGAAAACAUUAAAAUUAAUGCAUAUCAGACGAAAGACCAUUCAACAAAGUCCAGGAACAUAGUUCGAUUUAUUUUUAACAUGUUUCCAACUCGGUAAAAAGCUAUCAAAACAACGGAUUUUACUGUGGUCUGCAUGUUGGAAUUUCGCGGGUAUUAAUGAAAUCACUUCCAUAUUUGUGUUUGAAAUAGUUUGUUUCAACGUCAAUUCUGUUAGUGCAUUCGCGGCUUUAUAUGUAUAUGCAUUUUGAAUGUCACCUUAGAAUUGAAAGUUUUAAAUGUAUUUUACUGGACAGAGAAAGUCUAAAAACAAACCGAACUACUUUCCUCGAAAGUGUUUAAUAGUCUUUCAUUUGACCUCAUAUAUACCUCAUGCUAGUAUUUUCUUUGGCAAUGAGAACUGGAUUACAAAGACUUUUAAUGCUUGUGUUUUUGUCAGUUUUAUGUUUUAUGAACAAAUAAAAAUUUGUAAGGUAUUAUUAUGGUUAACUGUCGAGGAUUUGACAUUUCUGG
Liolophura sinensis is the source of this 2243-nucleotide messenger RNA. RefSeq lists its product as uncharacterized. The transcript has 9 exons. NCBI's taxonomy places the organism in Eukaryota, Metazoa, Mollusca, Polyplacophora, Chitonida, Chitonidae. The coding region runs from base 87 to 1670 and encodes 527 amino acids. The record is from RefSeq and is a predicted model, not a curated record.